GAUUGAAAUAGAAGUGGGCGUGGCAGCUGCUCUGUUCUGUUGCCACAAAAGUGCAAUAGAAAUCGACAUUGCAAACGGAAUCGGAAUCGAAAUCAACAAGCUCAAGUGCCCAGUUCCACACUGAGUGACUGGAGUGACUUGACUCAACUGGACUGGACUGGACUGGAUUGGAUUGGUCUGAACUAAACUAGACUGCAGGAGGAGUAGGACAACGACGACGACGAGGAAGAGGAACGUGAACGUGUAGUAGUAGGUGGUAGGUGCUCCUGCAGCUAUGAUGACGUCGACAUCGACAACAACUGGUAUGCCGUUGCCGGAGCCAGCAAUGCCAACGAUGGCAACGUCUGUCGCUGGUGGCGUAAUGUUUUCGGAUGCGGAUGUGGCGGAAGUGCGGCAUGUUGUUCAACGCAUUUUGGUGCCGUGUGUUUUUGUUAUUGGACUAUUGGGAAAUUCAGUGAGCAUUUAUGUUUUGACGCGAAAACGCAUGAGGUGCACCACGAACAUUUAUCUAACGGCAUUGGCAAUUACGGAUAUUGCAUACCUGACCUUUCAAUUAAUUUUAACACUCCAACACUACGAUUAUGUGAAACAUCAUUGUGAGAUCUAUUGGAGGCUCUAUGGACUGUUUGUAUGGCUAUGCGAUGUUUGUGCAUACAUCUCAAUUUACAUAGCCGUAUGCUUUACUAUCGAGCGAUUUAUAGCGAUACGCUAUCCGCUCAAGAGGCAAACAUUCUGCACGGAAUCGCUGGCCAAGAAGGUGAUAGCUGCUGUGGCGCUGUUCUGUCUACUGUCCACGCUAUCCACACCAUUCGAGCAUAAAAUUGGCGUCGGCUGGAAUUUGAUUGAUGGCUCCUACAAGCCAUGCAAUCUGACACUGGCCAAUGUAUCGCCGAUACCCUCAAUGCCCACGCCGGCAACCAACGAUGACUCAAAGUCAGUGACCACAACAACAAAAAGUUCACGUCUCUGGCUCGAGAAGCCCGGCAACAUUGAUACGGAAACAGAGACGACUACAGAGAUGGAAACGGAUUUCGGUUUGAGUUGGGACACUGGUAGCGGUAACGGUGAUGAUGGUGAACCAGUGAACAUUCCACAUAGGCAAUAUCAACGUCAUGCAACACCCGCAUCUGUGGAUAUGACUGGUCCGGCCACCAAAGAACACGCACCAAUUGUGGUCACCGAAAGUUUAUUGCAAUUCUCAGAUAAACUUGACAAUGCCCACAUAAAUGAUACAUAUGCAUUUAAUAUCACCGAAUAUUGUCAGAAUACCACCGUGUAUAUGGAUCAAAUGACUUUCCUGGGUGAAAAUGAAAUAUAUCAAAACGUUUGGAGUCUAUUCACACUCGUGUUAUUCGUAUUGCUGCCAUUGCUCCUAUUGGCCACAUUCAAUUCGUUUCUGAUAUUGUUAGUGCAUCGCUCGAAAAGUGUGCGUGGUGAUCUAACCAAUGCCAAUAGCAUACGUCGUGCAAAGCGUAAGUCCGCAUCCGGCUUGACGGGCAGUGUAUCGCAGGAGAAUCGUGUUACCAUUACAUUAAUAGCUGUUGUUCUGCUCUUCAUUGUUUGCCAAUUGCCAUGGGCCAUCUUUUUGGUGGUGGAACGUUUUGUACCGUUUGAGAAUAAUAUAAAACGAAUCAUUGGAAAUGUAUGCAAUUUGCUGGGCGCCAUCAAUGCGGCAUCGAAUUUUUUCUUAUAUUGCGUGCUGUCCGAUAAAUAUCGUAAGACAGUGCGCGAACUGAUCACUGGCUAUCGUUAUCGCCAUCGACAUGGACGCAAUAAUACAAGUCUCUACUAUGUGCCACAUACAACAUUGACGCACAUCAAUGGCAUCGAUGGCAAUGGACAUCAUCAUCAUCAUCAGGGGGGCGCAACUUUGGCGAGUACGCGACGCAAUCGUUGCAGCAGCAGCAGCAACAACAAUAAUAACAAAUCAACAACAAUGGGUCGCUUGAUAUCAUGACCGAACAGACGACUGUCCCACUGACUGAUUGACUUUUGUUGACAUCAAUGCAGAAUGCAAAGAAGACACGAAUCGAACUAAUUAUAAAUCAAAUUGUUGUCCCGCCCUUUUCCUCCCCACACCCCAUUCACCCACUCCUUAGUUUAUGUGUGUUUAGCUGUACUUUCCUCCAUGUUGUAGACAAAGUAAAUUUGAUUUGAUAUUUACAUACGAUACAUUGUGCCAUAAUGUGAUGAUUAUAGUUUUAUAAAUAAGUUAUCCUAAACAUAAUUGUUGAUCUAGGCAUCGAAUAUAUACAAUAUAAAUAUACCUAUUAUAUAUACACAUACAUAUAUACUAUAAACAAAUACUGCAUACAAUACAAAAACAUAAUUAUAUAUAAA
This is a messenger RNA of Drosophila willistoni, 2340 nucleotides long. RefSeq lists its product as uncharacterized. Gene Ontology annotation, biological process: G protein-coupled receptor signaling pathway. The transcript has 7 exons. Gene Ontology annotation, cellular component: membrane. The record is from RefSeq and is a predicted model, not a curated record. The coding region runs from base 275 to 1957 and encodes 560 amino acids. Lineage: Eukaryota; Metazoa; Arthropoda; Insecta; Diptera; Drosophilidae. Gene Ontology annotation, molecular function: G protein-coupled receptor activity.